AUGGGCCACGACGACGCCGAGUCGGACGACAUCCUUCCCACGUACGAAGGCGCGGUCGCGGGGCACGCGUUCGGGUGGGACAACGAGAGCCCCGCGCGCGCGGUGCGCGUCAGCGCGUUCGCGGUGGCGUGGCGGCCCGUCACGAACGGCGAGUUCCUCGCGUUCUACCGCGGCGCGGGGCGCGGCCGGGUCGCGUGCCCUGUCAGCUGGGUCGAGGACCAAGAUGGCGACGGCGACGGCGGCGUGCGCGUGCGCACGCUGUACGGCGCGGUGCCGAUGGACGUGGCGCGGGACUGGCCGGUGCUCACGGCGUACGACGACCUGGCGGCGUACGCGCGCGCGCAGGGCGGGCGCAUCCCGACGGAGGCGGAGCUGCGGCUGUUCCUGGACACGUACCAGGUCGGCUACGAGGAGGGCGCGAACACGGGCUUCCGGAACUGGCACUCGCUGCCGGCGACGGCUGGCUGCGCAGCGAACGGCGGGAGGGGCUCGAACGGCGGCGUCUGGGAGUGGACGUCGACGGUUUUGGACACGCACGAAGGGUUCGCAGGGACGACGAUCUUCCCUGGAUAUACCUCGGACUUUUUCGACACAAAACACCAGGUUGUGCUUGGAGCGUCAUACGCUACGAUACCUCGGCUGGGCGACCGCCGCACCGUCCGCAACUUCUACCAGCACAAUUAUCCGUACCCGUGGGUUGGCGCACGGGUGGCCUACGACGUUUAA
Molecule: messenger RNA, 726 nt
Organism: Postia placenta MAD-698-R-SB12
Lineage: Eukaryota; Fungi; Basidiomycota; Agaricomycetes; Polyporales; Adustoporiaceae
Exons: 4
Coding region: 1-726 (241 amino acids)
Source: RefSeq, a predicted model, not a curated record